CUUUCUCUCUCCCUUUCUCUCUCUCUCUCUCUUUCUCUCUUUGUACUUAAUUUGGCCAUUUUUGUCCACUUCUCAUUUUGUGGAGUUUUGACUGAAGGUUAAGCAUGGAACUGAAGGACUUCCAGUUGCUUUAUCAGCAGCACAGUCUCUUGGAACCCUCAUCUUCUGAUGAUCCUCCAUCUCCACAAGAAGCAACCAUUAAAUCAGACUCACCAAAUAUGACCCCAUUCAGCCUGAGCAGCACAUCAGAUAGCAGCGCUUACAGUGUCUUUUCCCAAACUCUCGAACCUGCACACUUUGCAGCUCAAGACAAUGAAGAGCUCCAGCUACUGCCUCAGACAGGCUCCAUCCUAAACCGAGACUACGUCCCCUCGCUGGGCCAUGGGCCCAAACGCCUGUGCCUGGUGUGUGGAGACUUUGCAUCUGGGUAUCAUUAUGGUGUGGCAUCCUGCGAAGCCUGCAAGGCCUUUUUUAAGAGAACCAUUCAAGGAAAUAUAGAGUACAGCUGCCCAGUGGUGAACGAGUGUGAGAUAACGAAAAGACGAAGAAAAUCAUGUCAGGCCUGCCGCUUUCAAAAAUGCCUGAGGGCAGGAAUGAUGCGCGAAGGUGUACGUAUGGAUCGCGUGAGAGGAGGCAGGCAAAAGUAUAAACGACGAAAUGAGUCUGGCCUGCCUGUCUUCGUCCAACCUCCGUACGCACAUCAAGUUAAAAGCAUCCGUAAUAAGGCAAUUUCUCAACUGUUGGCUUCUGAGCCAGCUCCACUUAGAGCCUCUCCCGACCCAGUGACCCCUGACAGCGACCUCAAAACAUUGAUGACCUUAUGUGACCUUUUAAACAGAGAACUGCUGGUCAUGAUCAGCUGGGCCAAACACAUACCAGGAUUCUCUUCGCUCUCACUGGUGGAUCAAAUGGCGCUGCUGCAGAGUGGUUGGAUGGAAGCUCUGCUGCUGGGUGUGGUGUGGCGUUCUCUGGCAUCAACUCAGGAGUUGCAGUUUGCAGAAAAUCUUCAUCUGAAUGAACUCCAGUGCAAAAACGCCGGCCUGCUGGAGCUUUACAGACCACUGAGACUCCUCAUCGACAAAUACCAACAACUCAACAUCAGUCACGAGGAGGCUGUGACACUCCGAGCCAUGGCACUUGCCAACUCAGAUGCAGAGCACGUGGAGAGUGGUGACAGUGUGCUGCGUUUUCAGGACGGGCUGCACGAGGCGCUGCAGGACUAUGAGGUGAAUGAGCGUGCAGCUGAGCCACACCGUGCUGGCAGACUGCUGAUGACGCUGCCACUGCUCAGACAGAGUGCACACAGAGCCGUGCAGUGUUUCCGCCGCCUGCACAUGCAACAACACGUGCCCAUGCACAAGCUUUUCCUGGAGAUGCUGGACACCAAGAUUUAGAAAAAUACUGGGCUAAAAAAAACUCAUCGAAUGGGAUGGUGAUGUUGUAUUUUAGUCUUUUUAGUAUUUCUCAGUUAAAUGCUGAGAGGGAUGAGCUGUUUCUAUUCUGGUGCUUGAUAAAUAUUAGUAACAAGAUAAUCUACUGCACGGAAAGAAGUCAUGGUGUUUCUUCUAAAAUCAGAUCCAGCUUUAUGAGUCUUUUUGAUCAAAUUCGCAUCAUUCAACAGUAGUUAAAAUCUAAAGACCACUGCGGUUGUUUUGGGAUGCUGAGGUGCUCUGUAGUCAUUUUAUUUUGUACUGUAUGCUAUACACUGUUUUGUACACAAAACUGUUCUGAUCAAACAAAAAUGGAUUUUCUUUUUUAAGUGAUCAAGAUAUAACAUCUUAAAAGUAACAGAGAAAAAAUAUCCAGCUUGCAAAAGGGCUGAAACGCAUUUCCUUUCCCCCUGCAUUUAAAAAACAUGAAGGAAUUUCUAAUAUUGUGUUAUUUUUUAGAAUGAAAUAAAAUGUCAUUUUUUUUGUAAAUUGAACAAUGUAUAUAUCAUUUUUGUUUAUUGAAAUUUCCACAAAACCUGUUAACACCAAUGUGAGGGGUUAAUAUUGUGUGACUUGAUAAGAAAUAAAGCCAUGACUAACAAAGCCAUGGCAUUGAUCUUCAUGCUCCUUUACUAUUU
Molecule: messenger RNA, 2068 nt
Organism: Clarias gariepinus (North African catfish)
Lineage: Eukaryota; Metazoa; Chordata; Actinopteri; Siluriformes; Clariidae
Gene: esrrd
Product: estrogen-related receptor delta
Exons: 7
Coding region: 105-1394 (429 amino acids)
Biological process (GO): regulation of DNA-templated transcription
Cellular component (GO): nucleus
Molecular function (GO): steroid binding; DNA-binding transcription factor activity; nuclear steroid receptor activity
Source: RefSeq, a predicted model, not a curated record